GCGUGAACUCGCCACUGGCACUUAAUAAUUGUGUUUUCUUAUAGCUUCCAGUGGAUUGCUUUUAUUAUAUUUUUUUGAUCCCGCAUACUACAGAAAACUCUCAUACAGAAGAUGGCAGACGCAAAAGUAGAUACCAGUUCAGAGAUUUCCACCAAGGACCUAAAAGAAAAGAAGCUCGUGGAGGAAACAGAAAAUGGAAAGGAUGCACCUGCGAACGGAAAGGCAGAGAAUGAGGAGAAUGGCGAACCAGAAGUAGACGAUGAGGAAGAUGAAGACGAAGUAGGGGAGGAGGAAGACGAGGACGACGAUGGCGACGGUGACGAAGACGACGAUGAAGAUGAACUCGAGGGCGGGACAAAGCGGGGAGCCGAAGACGAUGAUGAUGAUGAGGACGAUGAGGAUGAUGUUGUAACCAAGAGGCAGAAAAUUAAGAACGAUGACUAAGAUGUCCCCACUCUUGUGGAACCUCCACCCACCCACCUACCCACCACUGCUCCUCCACCUGUGUGCGGGGGCCCAGAUGUGUGAGGUCUGCGGGGGGCCGAAGCCGUGGUCAUCAUGAGUAGAGUUCAACGACCGAGUUCACCCACCCAACUGCAAAUUUUUUAAAGAACCAACCGACUUCAAGGCUAUAACCUUUCAACAAAAUACUUUAAAAGGAGAAUUUGUUUGUAUUUUUAUUUACAUUUUAUAUUUUUGUACAUAUUGUUAGGAGGUCAGCCAUUUUUGACCGUGAUCUCUGGUGACCAAACGGUGCUUUGAAGUUAAUGCUUCUCUAGAAAAUCAAUUUUACUUAUUUGACCAUGUCGCAUAAUCUCAACUGAAAACUGUAUAAAUCGUAAGGCCGUUGAAUUCAGAGCAUUCCAGUAAAUUUGUGUAUGUACUUUAGUUGUACCAUAACUAGACUUGGUUUGUAUGGGAUGGCAAGGCCAAAGAAAAGGAGUUCUUUUUCUUUUCUUUUUUUGUCUACAAAAUUGUUUAUUGUGGCCUGUUUGUAUGUGUGAAGUUUGUUGUCCAACAAUAAACCGGAAUUUUAUUU
Molecule: messenger RNA, 1039 nt
Organism: Scleropages formosus (Asian bonytongue)
Lineage: Eukaryota; Metazoa; Chordata; Actinopteri; Osteoglossiformes; Osteoglossidae
Product: prothymosin alpha-A-like
Exons: 5
Coding region: 112-444 (110 amino acids)
Biological process (GO): positive regulation of transcription by RNA polymerase II; negative regulation of apoptotic process
Cellular component (GO): nucleus
Molecular function (GO): histone binding
Source: RefSeq, a predicted model, not a curated record